AUGGCGUGGCCCUGCAUCAGCAGGGCGUGCUGCAUGGCCCGCUUCUGGAACCAGCUGGACAAGGCUGACAUUGCGGUGCCUUUGGUGUUCACCAAGUACACGGACGUCUCUGAGAUGCAGCACAUCCAGCUGCAGCCGCCGCUCCACCCUGCGCAGGCCCGGGUCGCCAUAGAAACGCAGCCGUCUCGCGCCGAAAGCCGCACCGCUCCGGCGGCACGCGCGCCGCGGAGGUGCGUCUCCGAGGAGCGCGUGUGCAGCUCGGUGAUGCGCGAGGACUUUAAGCACUGGAAAGUUCGGCCCGAACCGAGCUGUAAACCCAAGAACGAGUACCACGGACCCGAGACGCCGUUCAACAGCGAGACCCAGUACCAGAAGGACUUCAAGCCCUGGCCCAUCCCCAAAAGGUACGACCACCCCUGGAUACCCAAACCCCCCGCGGACGACCGGGCCCGGGACCGGUCCAGGCACGCCAAGCAGAAGCUGGCGGAGGCGGACAGCGGCGUGGAGAAGAGCGCUAUCGCCGACAAGGUGCAGGAGAAAGACCUGCUGCAGGGCCCGGAGAGGAAAAAGCGCUCCGCGGGCAAGAAGGACGGCGAGAAGAAGGUGGCGGUGAAGGCGGAGGGAGAGGGCCGAGGGCGGGCGGCGGCGGACGCGGUCAACAGACAGAUCAGAGAGGAGAUCACAGGAGGCAGCUCGUACAAAACCGAGUUCAAGGCCUACAGAGAUGUGAAGCCGGUAAAGAUGAUCCGAGCCCGGUCCCAGUACCUGCCCCCGGAUGAGAAGACGAGCCUAGAGACCAGCUACAGCGCCACCUUCAAGGCCCAAGCCCCGCUGCAGCCGGCCGACAACAAGGCCCUGGAGAGGAGGAGGAUACGCAGUUUGUACAGCGAACCUUACAUAGACCCCAGCAAACAGGUUGACAGGUAUAGUGUCCCUCGCUCUAAACCCAAAAAGUCUGGAGCCACAGCGGCAGGCCAGGGCAAGCCAGUGAAGAAAGCCAAAGAUAAGCAGAGCGCCGCGCUGAGGGGCUCCAAGAAGACGACCUCGGAGAACCAGAGCGAGAACCGGCCGGCGGUGGGGGACAAGGAGAAAAGUAAAGAGAUGAACAACAAACUGGCUGAGGCAAAAGAAGAUGCUAAAGACGAGCUUCUCCGACCCAGUCAUCAUCAUUCCCAGGGUGCUGCUGGAGGAGAACCACAGCCACCGAUGGAGGGAGGCGAGCCUCGGCGGAGCGGCGGAGUCGUACGCUUUGCCCUAGACGUCAACCAGACUGAGUAGCGCUGCCUGUGAGGACGCAGGCAGCAACACCGUCAUGCAGAGACUGCUGCUGCUCUGUGCUGUAAAUACCUAGUGUUAAAAAAAAGAAAAGAAAAGAGGUGAAUCCCACAAAAAAAGAAAAGAGAAAACUUUCUGCUAUCCACAUAUUUGAAACACGCAUGUUUGAAACAGCUUCUGCCUCAAAGGUUCUAAGCUGUUUGACCCAUGGCAUUAUUGCAAAGGUGCUACAUCAUUUUCUGGUUUCACGCAGUUUAUUUUAAGGGAAUAUGUCGAUAUUAUUAUUAUUAUUAGCCUGGAUACCACACCAUGAAGUGCUUAUCAAUCACAACAAACUGUACUGUACAUUGAUGGGUUUUAGUGUAAAUAAAUCAGCAUAUCUGGCA
Molecule: messenger RNA, 1661 nt
Organism: Stegastes partitus (bicolor damselfish)
Lineage: Eukaryota; Metazoa; Chordata; Actinopteri; Pomacentridae
Gene: map6a
Product: microtubule-associated protein 6a
Exons: 4
Coding region: 1-1278 (425 amino acids)
Biological process (GO): cytoskeleton-dependent intracellular transport; microtubule cytoskeleton organization; regulation of microtubule cytoskeleton organization
Cellular component (GO): microtubule; Golgi-associated vesicle; cis-Golgi network
Molecular function (GO): calmodulin binding; microtubule binding
Source: RefSeq, a predicted model, not a curated record